CUUCCUGUGAUUGUUUACGGUGCUGGCGCCUUCUCAAACCAAUAUAACACGGACGAUCAUCUUGCCAGCACCCAGCCUUUGCGCACCGUCCGACUUGCACUCCGUUAUGGCAUCCGUGCUUUCGACACAUCGGCAUACUAUGGACCCUCAGAGGUUGUGCUAGGAAACAUAUUAGACAACCUGAGGACAGAAUUCCCGCGGAGCGCGUACCAACUGAUGACGAAAUGUGGUCGCUACGGAGUUGCGUCUUUCGAUUAUUCGCCUGCUACAAUUCGGGCCAGCGUGAAACAAAGCUUGGAACGCCUGAAAACAAAUUAUCUGGAUGUGGUAUACCUCCAUGACGUUGAAUUCGUUUGCGAUCAGUUGGUUCUUGAUGCAUUCGCGGAGCUUCGAAAACUUCAGGAAGAGGGCCUGAUCAGGCGCAUCGGUAUCACAGGCUAUCCACUCCCGACUCUCUUGCGACUUUCCAUCUUGAUCUUGCACACGGCACCAUUCAAACCCGUCGAUAUCUUGCUUUCGUAUUCACACCUAUGCUUGCAGAACUCCACAUUUAUGGAGUUUGCAUCUCACUUCUACCGCCGAGCAAAAGUGGGGCAACUGCUCGCCGCGUCACCUCUGAGCAUGGGCCUCCUUACGCAAUCUCCUCCAAGUUGGCAUCCGGCUCCUCCGGGCCUCUUACACGCGGUGUCCAAGGCAAGGGAAAAUUGGCCAGACUUGACAAACCUUGCUUUGGGAUAUUCAUUGCGGCAG
This is a messenger RNA of Laccaria bicolor S238N-H82, 750 nucleotides long. RefSeq names its product galactose dehydrogenase. The transcript has 5 exons. Gene Ontology annotation, molecular function: D-arabinose 1-dehydrogenase [NAD(P)+] activity. Gene Ontology annotation, biological process: dehydro-D-arabinono-1,4-lactone biosynthetic process. The annotation marks the transcript as partial. NCBI's taxonomy places the organism in Eukaryota, Fungi, Basidiomycota, Agaricomycetes, Agaricales, Hydnangiaceae. Gene Ontology annotation, cellular component: cytosol. The record is from RefSeq and is a predicted model, not a curated record.